Molecule: messenger RNA, 4240 nt
Organism: Hyalella azteca
Lineage: Eukaryota; Metazoa; Arthropoda; Malacostraca; Amphipoda; Hyalellidae
Gene: Rchy1
Product: RING finger and CHY zinc finger domain-containing protein 1-like
Exons: 7
Coding region: 146-1537 (463 amino acids)
Biological process (GO): protein ubiquitination; ubiquitin-dependent protein catabolic process
Cellular component (GO): nucleus
Molecular function (GO): zinc ion binding; ubiquitin protein ligase activity
Source: RefSeq, a predicted model, not a curated record
UUCAAGGCCCACCUUGUAGUUAGUUUUGAUUCAUUCUUAACUAGUUGUUUACCUCUAAGUCCAUAUUCUGAGGUCUUUGUCUCGCUCUGUUCCUCUUAUUUGUGUGUCUUAAUUUCCAAUUCUAUUUAUAUAGUCUUUGAAAAAAAUGGAGUACAAAGAGUACAACUGUCCCCACUAUCAGCGACACUGCAAGCUUGUUUGUCCUGAGUGCUCGAGGGCGUACGUGUGUCGCCUGUGUCACGACGACGCUGAGGAGCACAACAUCAACAGGUUCGCUGUCACCUCCGUCGUCUGCCUCGCCUGCGACGCCACGCAACCUAAGGCCGCUGAGUGCGCCCACUGCGGCCAGCGCUUUGGCAAGUAUUCGUGCCUGGUGUGCGCGCUCUACGAUGACCGCGAUCUGGGCCAGUUCCACUGCGACGGCUGCCGCUUGUGUCGUGUUGGAGGUCGUGAGAAAUACACGCACUGUGACACCUGCUGCAGCUGCUUACCCAACCACCUCGCUAACAAACACCAGUGUCUGCCGGGCGCCAGUGAGCGGCAGUGCCCCGUGUGUCUGGAGGACAUCCACAGCGCCAGAGACACGGCGCACGUGCCGUCCUGCCACCACUUCCUACACUCGUCCUGCUACGAGCAGCUCAUCAGGCAGAAUAUUUCCUCCUGCCCCGUCUGUGGCAAGUCCAUGUUCGAGAUGACCAGACAAUGGGAGGAGCUGGACCAGAUCAUCAGAGAGACGCCCAUGCCGCCAUCGUAUCGCGGCGUGUGCUGUCAGGUCAACUGCAGGGACUGCAACAAGGAAAGCAUUGUGAUAUUCCAUGUUGACGGUUUGAAGUGCAAACUUUGCGGCUCUUACAACACUUCCAGGUCCGGUGGAAGCUUUCUGCGCAGGAAGAAAAUAUCGCGUGACACCGAUGCGAACAUCGGCUCCCUAGUAGUGCAGUGUCAGAGCACCGACGUCGGUGGCAGCAAUCAACGUACUGACGUUGUUUCUUCUAGCUUACCUGCUGCAGAGUCCAUGGACGCUGCUGCAUCAACAUUUAGUGAUUCCGUUACAGGACUCGAGAGUUCAAACUCGUCAAAUGUGGCUCAUCUCACUCCAAAUGCCACCUCGGUGUCGUCCAGCGUGGCUGUCGUGACACCCGAAGCAGACUUGACGAUUGCAACGUCAGUGGUGCCCCAAGAGACUACUGCUUCCAAAAGAGGAACUCCGGGAGCAGUAACGGCUAGUGAAGAACUGCACCUAUUCGAGCCCGUGUCACUGGAAGAGCUUGAGAACGACGAUACAACCGAUCACGCAGAAGGAGGCCUCGCCGCCAUACUGCAAGGUCUUGUGCACGGCUUGCACGACAUCAUGGGUGUCGAGGACGUUGAUGACGACGAUUUUAGUAGCUUUUUAUCUGGCGAUAGCACUCCGCCCGUAGUCUUAUCUGUUCAAAUCAACGGCCAGGAAGCUGAGCUUGAUGAAGCAGAAGCCAGCGAUUGGGUCACAGAUGAAGACGAUGAUUUUGAUACUGGCGAUAAUGGUGAGUUAGAGUGACAGAGCUAGUCUUCAAUAAUGCGAUUGGAUUUUCGACAUGAAAAUUACUCUUCAUGGCGAGUAACUUCAGAGGCCGCUAUCCUAAAAAUGGGGACUGAAUCAGAAGAACUGCAGAGUGAACAUUUUGCAUCAAUCAAGUAUCCGUAAUUGUGGCCGUGUUAGUUUCGUAGUGCUUAUCUUAGAAAGUUGCGUAGUGUGCUCAUCUUGUCAUACUAGUUUCGUAAUGCUCAUAUCGGAAAUAGGUGUUGAGAUUAGGAAAAAUAACUCAAUUACUUGCGUUAUUUUUUUUUUUUUUUGCAAAGGAACCACAAAAGUGUAGUUAUUGUACUAGUAAGCAAAUUAUAUCAGCUGAGUGUAACUUUAUGAUGUAAAGUAAUCAAAAGUUGUGAUGCCUUUAUUAGUUAUUCAACUAAACGGCAAUGCGUUGAUACCUUUAACCUUCGGUUUACUCACCAUGAUAUUUGCGGAAAUCAAUAUCUCGGUGCGAAAUCAUGUUUCCUUUUGACGAUUCCUUUUCAUGACUGUUGCUCAUUUCUUCUUCUUUGUUGCAAUUGUUAGUGACGAUGAAUGUUACUUGUCGAUGUUAUCCAUAUUUCAUUAAAGUGACAUUUCACCCUUUGUCUGUUAGUCCUCGUCUAUAUAUUGUUUUUGUUUAAAUUUUGUUAUUUUCAUGUGAUAUUAUUUGUAUCCGUUAUCCCCUGAUUGCAAAAAGUUCCUCCAACGUAUCCCAGGAACAGCUCACCUUUCGAGCUAAGUGUCCUGAACUAUUUCAACAAUGAAUCUUUCGUUAGUUCCGACUCAAUUAAAGGCUGGAUAUUAGCUACAUUCAGCGGUGUGAGAGUGCCAGCCUGUUUAUGGCACGCCUUGAGAUGCAUGGGAAGUUAUUUCUAUAUCAAAUCUUCUAUUAAAAAAGUUCGUUUAGAUUUCCGUAAUCUAGUUCUUUCCUUAAUGAAGAGCAACCGAAAACAAAAUUAGAAAAAGAUAAUGUAUUGUGUACAUAUUUCAGAGAGCAACUAAUAUAUGUUAGAAUAUACCGGUAUGCGACGGAUUUAUUCAACAUGACGAAUACGCCUGUAUACGUAUCUUUGGUGCUGGAAGUAAUAUUGUACUUGCUAUUGACACAAUAAGUCGCGGAUGCUAGAGCUCUACAAAUUGUCUUCUAUUGAAUUAAGACUGCCUGCUUCUCGUCCGCAAUUUCAUUCAGGAAAACGUCUUCCAUGAGUUUCGUCAUUCUCUUGCUGUGUCUUUCAGCUUUCGUAUUUUUUUUUUAUUGCCGACUAAAAUUCUUCUUAAGGUCUUCGCCAGUUUCCCUAAAUCGUGCCAAUGCUUUAUUUUCUUAGCGCGCUAUCACAUUAUGUUCUUUAUUUUCUUCUACCUAUCUCAGAAGCGCAGGUAAAUUUCGCGCAUACUAUUACUAUUAUUCUACUACAUUCUACUUAUUCGCCCAGUGCCUUCCGCCAACGAGUGUAGAUGGAGCAGCUGAGUUGUGAAUGCUCGCUGACAUCGCAGUCUCCGAAUACGAAGUAUUCUGAGGAGUACGAUCUUUGUUUGAUGAGCGCUGCUUUCAUAUUAAAUGUUGUGAAUAAGGCAAGGGAUUAGUGUUAUUUUAUUAGAUACGGCAACUUUACGUCAACAUCUAUAGUGUACGUACAUUAGUAGGCUUAUCUUUGUGUUUGUUCCGUUUGCGAAAUAACCGAGCAGGUGUUACUUGGGAAAGUAAAUAUUUUGCUCUAGAUUAGAUUUAUUGUAAAUGCUCCGUUAUUUUCACUGUGAUGUGUGUAUAACAUUAGAUUUACUCUAAGUUGAUAUAGCCAUUAUGCCUCAAGUGAUCAGUUUCGGAAAAGAUAAUCUACAGGCUUUGGCGUCAUGUCGGAAAGCUGGUAAAGGCUUAAAUAUUAGCGAUUCAAGUUGUGUAGGUAGCAUAAGAAGCGCUCAACGUUAGCACGCUAUUAUUUUGCUUACUGGUUGUACAAAUAUCUCGUUUUAUGUCUGGUUCAUGGUUGUUGGGAAAAUGGCUCCAUCUAUAUGAUCGCCAAUAAUUACUCUCUGUACAAGCUCGCCUAAAUUUUCUAUUUCGGGGAUCUAAUCAUAGUAUCUGCUUGGCAGAACUCAUGCUGGUUUCAACUUGAGUGUUACUAUAUUAAUUUGGUUUGGAGGAACUAAUCUAUAUUUGUAAUUGGAGUAGUUAAUUUUCAUAACAACUCGGCCAGAUUAAUCCUUUUCUUUCCGCUAAUAACUUGGGUUUGUCUGAAUCUCGAGGGGCUUUUCUAUGACUGGGAAUUACGCAAGAGAAAUUCUUGCCUCAUUUAAUGGAGUUUGUUUUUGUUAGGGAAACGUUGUUCUAUGUUGAUUGUUACUAUGAAAAUUCUGCCAAACAUUGUUCCUGGAGCGUCUGUAUUGCUUAGCAGGCGGACUCGUACGCGUGAUAUGUCUUUGUGUUGGGUUGGAGGAAGACUAUCGUAAUUUUACCAGUAAAUUACAGUCUUAAAAUGUUGCCCGAGAAGAUUUUAAACAAUCGAUAGAUUUAUUUACAUGUUUUGUUUGCAGAUCUGGCCUCUGUGGUCACGUAUUACUUGUCUUCACGCACGCUUCUGGAAUUUUGGUUUCAGUGUGACACAGAUGCGUUUGAUUCAACCGAUUUUACCUUUGUUAAGCGCGAUGAUAGGUCAGUCCAAUAAAGUAUAUAUUUUUUUACCGAGUUCA